Messenger RNA from Bacidia gigantensis, 1461 nucleotides. RefSeq lists its product as uncharacterized. NCBI's taxonomy places the organism in Eukaryota, Fungi, Ascomycota, Lecanoromycetes, Lecanorales, Ramalinaceae. Gene Ontology annotation, cellular component: cytosol. The transcript has a single exon. Gene Ontology annotation, biological process: L-tryptophan biosynthetic process. The coding region runs from base 1 to 1461 and encodes 486 amino acids. Gene Ontology annotation, molecular function: anthranilate phosphoribosyltransferase activity. The record is from RefSeq and is a predicted model, not a curated record.
AUGGCUCCAGAUCCUGCGUCGAUAUCACCUAUCUCGAUAUCGCCGUUGUUGAAACAGCUGGUAGCCCACGCUCCAGUGAUAGAAAAGGAGAUAGAUGCGGCUAGGCUGCUGAUCUAUGAUGAGCGUCUCUCACUAGCCCAGAAGUCUCUGUUCUUCGCCCUGUUGAAGGCAAGGGGUCACGAUCUGAAUGAGCUUGAGUAUCGGCUUCUCGAACAAUGCAUAGAGGAUACUCCUCCAGAUGGGUAUUACAUUUCGAUCGCCUCAGUCUUGCGAAAGCUAUUAGAUCCUGGCAACAUGGAAGAUGGCCAGGCAACCGCAGAUGAGAUAGCGGAUGCAGUUGGUAUUAUAUUCGAAAAUCGACUCGUAGUGGCGCAAUGCUCGCUUCUGCUGGGGUUACUAGCAUAUACAUGCCAAGACCGGGAUCCUGUGGUGCUAGCAAAGGUCGCCGAGGAGAUGAUGGCAGCUGCCGAACAUGUUGAAACUGGGGCGCUGCAUGCAGCGACAAGCAAAGUACAGCGAUCCAAAGGAAGAUAUGAGGGUGGCCUCUGUGAUAUAGUCGGAACUGGCGGAGACGGUCACUCCACCUUCAACGUUUCAACCACCGCCUCAAUCAUUGCCUCGUCGUCCUUGUUGAUUAGCAAACACGGAAACCGAGCCUCAUCGUCCACAUCUGGAUCUGCGGAUCUCUUGCAGUCAAUACCCCCGGAAGCCCCUGAUAUCGAGGCUGUCACAUCGCAGACUUUACCCUUUAUUUACGAGAAUUCGAGCUAUGCCUUCCUCUUCGCACCCAUAUUUCAUCCCGGCAUGAGACAUGUGGCCACAAUUCGAAAGAAUCUUGGCAUAAGAACAAUUUUCAAUGUUAUCGGUCCCCUUGCCAACCCAGUUGGGGGUGCGAUAGAAGCAAGAGUUGUUGGCGUGGCUGAAAAAAGUAUGGGUCGGGUUUACGCAGAAGCGCUACGCUUGUCUGGUGCCAGAAAAGCUUUGGUGGUCUGUGGGGCUGAGAAUCUUGAUGAAAUCAGUUGCGCCGGCAAGACAUACUGUUGGCACCUCUUUGAAGACAAAGAAAAUAUCAGGCUAGAACAAUUCGAGCUCGAACCUGCCGACUUUGGCUUGCCGGCGCAUCCCCUAUCCGACGUUGCUGGGGGAAAACUCCCGCACGAAAAUGCUAACUUCUUGGUGAGCUUGCUGAAGAACAAGCUCACGCCUGAUGAUCCCAUCUUGCAUUUUGUUCUGAUGAACACAGCUGCGCUUUUUGCCACAUCAGGCAUCUGCGAAGAUGAUGAAGGGCAAGAGAGGAACGGCUUUGCGAAGGCCGAUGAAGUCAUCACCGAAAGGGGCCCAGGAGGGCAAAGGUGGAAGGAAGGAAUUCGUCUUGCGCGUAAGGCAAUAGAAAGUGGGGCAGCUUUGGAAUCUUUGGAUCGUUUCAUCGAGGCCACUCGUAGAUGUAGUGAUACCCAAUAA